Molecule: messenger RNA, 1001 nt
Organism: Spodoptera frugiperda (fall armyworm)
Lineage: Eukaryota; Metazoa; Arthropoda; Insecta; Lepidoptera; Noctuidae
Gene: Karl
Exons: 5
Coding region: 179-880 (233 amino acids)
Source: RefSeq, a predicted model, not a curated record
GAUAGUGGCACUCGCUUCACAAAUACGUUCAAAGUUUAUUCUGUGAUUUUAAAACUCAAACUUAUUUAAUAAAUAUUUAUGUUUUUAAACUUGGCUGUAAAUAAAUAUUCGAGAGUAGAUAAAAAAAAUAUAUAUAUUGUUCCUUUUUUGAAUUUUGUUUUCGAGUGUUCUUUUUAAAAUGGCGAAGUUAGUAAGUUUAGUGUUGUGCGUAGUGCUUGUGUAUAUGAUAUCGGCAAAAUAUGUCGAUAAAAGGAAGUGUCCUGAAGUGAGAGCAGUGCCCCAUUUUGAUUUACCACGGAUGUUGGGCGACUGGUACGUAGUGGAAUAUUAUGCGAGCGCUGAAGAGGCUCUUUCGUACAGCUGUAUGAAAGCAGUUUUCACUGAAGACGACCACGUUCCUACCGCAGAUGGUUCCAUAGAAUUUACUCCCGGAGUGACCAUGAACUUCACCUACCGUUUUGCUGACGAUCCUCUCGGCGAGACCCUGCUUGGCAAUAUUACUUGGAGGGUAGAUUUGAACGAGCCUGCCCAUUGGACGCAUGCUGAAAGGACUUAUGACGGCAUAUACAACACAUAUGUACUAGACACGGAGUAUAAGACCUGGGCUUUACUGCUUCACUGCGCGGAGCAGACGGAAGGCGCGAGGUAUUUGAGUGCAUUCGUCCUCUCACGAAACACGACGCUACCGAAGAACGUAAUGGCUUAUUUACGGGAUAAGUUGCCUAGAUACGAUGUUGACGUCAACUACGUGUUUCCGAUCCCACAUAAAGAUUGUUCCACAAAACCGCCCAUGUUCGACUACUCGCCCAUUUUAGUAGAGGUCGGCAGCAAAGUACCGAAGCGGCCAGGCGUUAGCUACAAAGUGGCUUUUGGACAUUAAAUAAAUAAUGUAAUGACAUUAGAUAAGAAAUAAUAAAGUGUAACUUGUAAUAUACUUAGAUGUAGAACUGAAUUAUUGUCAGUGUUAUUAAUAGAUUUUUUAUGAAUAAACAUGUUUGUUU